AUGGAUGAUGAAUCUUUCUCUUUUUUUCCCUAUUAUUUUCUUGAUGCCCUUUUUGUUUCUCCUUAUUUGGUCUCCUGCAGUUUUUAGUCUUUUUCCCCCCCCUGAUUACAUCUCAACUUGUGGUCAGUACCCAUGAAUCCCUGCUCUCUUUGCCUCAUAUUCUCUUUUUUAUUGACACAGAUUGAGAAAUUGAUGGGUGUGGGAGAAGAGAAGGAUAGAACUAGUUCUUCAGCUGGCAGGAUGGCAAAAGAGAACGGAAAUGGAUCAAAUGAAGCAUCUUCAAGGACUAAUUCUGCAGGGAAGGAAGAGGAUGAGGCUAAACACUCAGUUCCAUUUUACAAGCUUUUAUCGUUUGCGGACUCGACUGAUGUGCUUCUGAUGAUCGCCGGCACGAUCGGUGCUUUGGCAAAUGGGGCUGCUUUGCCUCUCAUGACGGUUCUUUUUGGGAAUGUGAUUCAAUCUUUUGGAGGAGCUAGUGAUAUCCAUGAAGUUGUUCAUAGAGUCAACAAGGUAUGUCUUCAAUUUGUCUACUUAGCUGUGGGAGCGGGGAUAGCUUCAUUCUUUCAGGUGUCUUGUUGGAUGGCAACUGGGGAAAGGCAAGCUGCGAGAAUACGGAAUUUGUACUUGAAAACCAUACUACGGCAAGAAAUUGCAUUCUUCGAUACGGAAACAAAUACUGGAGAAGUUGUUGGGAGGAUGUCCGGCGACACUGUUCUCAUUCAAGAUGCAAUGGGAGAGAAGGUUGGCAAGUUCUUGCAGCUGAUAUCUUCAUUCUUUGGGGGAUUUAUAGUUGCAUUCAUUCAAGGAUGGCUUCUCACCCUUGUUAUGCUAACCACAAUUCCUCCCCUUGUGUUAGCUGGGGCAGCCAUGUCCACAGUAAUAUCGAAGAUGUCAUCAAAGGGACAAACAGCUUACGCAGAUGCUGCAGUUGUAGUGGAGCAAACAAUUGGUUCAAUCAGAACAGUUGCAUCUUUUACUGGGGAAAAACUAUCUGUGGACAAAUACAAGAAAUCUCUCAAGAAGGCUUAUGACGCUAGUGUUCAGGAGGGUAUAGCUUCCGGAUUAGGUCUUGGUACCGUAAUGCUUAUCAUGUUUUGUGGGUACGGUUUGGGAAUAUGGUAUGGCUCGAAGUUGAUAUUGGAUAAAGGAUAUACAGGUGCUGAUAUCAUCAACGUGAUAUUUGCAGUCCUGACUGGCUCCUUUUCUUUGGGCCAGGCUUCUCCGUGCAUAACAGCAUUUGCAGCGGGGCAAGCUGCAGCAUACAAGAUGUUCGAGACAAUCAACAGAAAGCCAGAGAUUGAUGCUUCUGAUCCCUCAGGAAAGAAGCUUGAUGACGUUCGUGGAGAUAUAGAAUUCAAAGAUGUUUACUUCAGCUAUCCAACUCGCAAAGAUGAACAAAUUUUCAGAGGGUUUUCCUUAUUCAUACAAAGUGGCGCUACUGUGGCUUUGGUAGGAGAGAGUGGAAGUGGGAAAUCUACCGUAGUUAGUCUGGUUGAGCGGUUUUAUGAUCCAGAUGCUGGCGAAGUUCUGAUAGAUGGUAUAAAUUUAAAGGAGUUCCAGCUUAAAUGGAUUAGAGGAAAAAUAGGUCUAGUGAGUCAGGAGCCUGUACUCUUUGCUUCGAGCAUUAGAGAGAAUAUAGCCUAUGGAAAGGAUGGUGCAACGACUGAAGAGAUCAAAGCUGCAGCUGAGCUUGCUAAUGCUGCCAAGUUCAUAGACAAAAUGCCUCAGGGACUUGAUACUAUGGUUGGCGAGCAUGGGACACAAUUAUCAGGCGGUCAGAAACAAAGGGUUGCAAUUGCGAGAGCCAUUCUGAAGGACCCCCGGAUUCUACUUCUUGAUGAAGCCACUAGUGCCUUGGAUGCAGAAUCUGAGAGAAUAGUGCAGGAGGCACUUGAUAGAGUAAUGGCAAACCGAACUACUCUUAUUGUUGCUCAUCGUUUGAGUACUGUUAGGAAUGCUGACACAAUUGCAGUAAUACACAGAGGUUCAAUUGUGGAACAAGGUUCGCAUUCUGAGCUUCUAAAGGAUCCAGAUGGAGCUUAUAAACAACUCAUACGGUUGCAAGAAAUGAAUAAAAAUUCAGAAAAUACAUCUCAGUCUGACCACGACAAGCUUAAUCUUUCGUCUGAUGUAGGGAGGCGUUCUAGCCAACAUAUGUCUUUGAAUCGUUCUAUAACCCGGGAAUCGUCAUCAUCUAUAGGGAACAGCAGCCGCCACUCUUUCUCAGUACCACUUGGUUUGCCUGUUGGAAUUGAUUUCCAAGAUAACAAAUUGGAGGAAGGAAAUACUGACAUCAGUUCCCAAGAAAUAAAGGAAGUAUCUCUCAAACGCCUUGCUUACCUUAACAAACCUGAGAUCCCCGUGCUCGCAAUUGGUUCAAUCUCUGCCAUUAUUAAUGGAACCAUAUUUCCCAUAUUUGGAAUUUUACUAUCUAGUGCGAUAAAUACAUUUUAUGAUCCUCCUGCAAAGAUGAAGAAGGAUUCCAAGUUUUGGUCAUUAUUGUUUUGUGUAUUCGGUGUGAUUUCUUUUCUAGCUCUUCCAGCUAGGCAAUAUUUCUUUGGCGUGGCUGGAUCAAGAUUAAUAAGAAGGAUCAGACUCAUGACUUUUGAGAAGGUGGUUCACAUGGAGGUUGGAUGGUUUGAUGAGCCUGAAAACUCGAGUGGAGCAGUUGGAGCUAGACUAUCAGCAGAUGCAGCAACUGUUAGGGGUCUUGUGGGUGAUGCACUUGCGUUAAUUGUUCAGAAUAUUACUACGUUAAUUGUCGGUUUGGUGAUUGCUUUUAUUGCAAACUGGCAACUAUCUCUAAUCAUAUUAGCACUCUUGCCCUUCAUUGGCCUUAAUGGAUAUGUCCAGAUGAAGUUCAUGCAGGGGUUUAGUGCGGAUGCAAAGAUGAUGUAUGAGGAAGCGAGUCAGGUUGCAAAUGAUGCAGUGGGGAGUAUAAGAACAGUUGCUUCCUUCUCAGCUGAAGAUAAGGUGAUGGAACUGUACCAGAAGAAAUGCGACGGACCUAUGAAGACAGGAAUUAGGCAAGGAUUGAUUAGUGGUAUUGGCUUUGGAGCCUCCUUCUUUGUGCUUUUUUGUGUUUACGCCGCCUGUUUCUAUGCUGGAGGACGCCUUGUACAGGAUGGAAAGACCACAUUUGGUGAAGUUUUCCGAGUUUUCUUUGCUCUCUCUAUGGCAGCCAUUGGAAUUUCACAAUCAAGCUCCCUGGCACCAGAUUCUAGCAAAGCGAAAUCCGCAACAGCUUCUGUGUUUGCAGUUCUUGAUCGCAAGUCUAAGAUUGAUGCUAGUGAUGAUUCCGGGACGAAAUUAGAGACUCUAAAGGGAAACAUUGAGUUUCGGCAUGUCAGUUUCAGAUAUCCAACAAGGCCAGAUGUUCAGAUUUUCCAAGACUUAUGCUUGUCAAUUCCUGCCGGAAAGACUGUUGCAUUGGUCGGUGAGAGCGGAAGUGGCAAAUCAACAGCAAUACAAUUGUUACAGAGAUUUUAUGAUCCUGAUUCAGGACACAUAUUGAUGGAUGGAAUCGAGAUAGAAAAGUUCCAGGUGAAGUGGUUAAGGCAACAGAUGGGCCUAGUGAGUCAAGAACCAUCCUUGUUCAAUGACACCAUUCGAGCAAACAUUGCCUAUGGAAAAGAGGGAGAAGCCACUGAGGCUGAGAUCGUCGCUGCUGCUGAGUCAGCAAACGCACACAAGUUCUUAUGCAGUCUACAGCAGGGUUACGACACAAUGGUUGGAGAGCGAGGGAUCCAACUAUCUGGUGGUCAGAAGCAACGAGUAGCGAUAGCUCGUGCAAUCGUGAAGGACCCCAAAAUUUUGCUCCUCGACGAGGCAACAAGCGCACUUGAUGCUGAAUCUGAACGUGUAGUUCAGGAUGCAUUAGAUCGAGUUAUGGUCAACAGGACCACAAUAGUAAUUGCUCAUCGGCUGACCACAAUAAAAAAUGCUGAUGUAAUAGCUGUAGUUAAAAAUGGUAUGAUCGUGGAGAAAGGAAAGCAUGAGGCGUUGAUGAAGAUCAAUGACGGGGCUUAUGCCUCCUUAGUAGCACUUCAUUCAAGCUCAGCUUCAUAGUUACAACAUUGUUUUUAUCGAUGAAUUUAUUGGGUUAUAGUUUUUUCAACCAUGUCACUUUGCAUCUCAUGUAACUAUUGGUAAAUUAUGUUACAACGUGAUCGGCGAUAAUCUUAAUGUAAAAUGGUUCGCAUAGGCUACUGAUAUUCUUA
This is a messenger RNA of Asparagus officinalis (garden asparagus), 4220 nucleotides long. RefSeq names its product ABC transporter B family member 11-like. The transcript is spliced from 12 exons. Bases 133 to 4068 code for a protein of 1311 amino acids. Gene Ontology annotation, molecular function: ATP hydrolysis activity; ABC-type transporter activity; ATP binding. NCBI's taxonomy places the organism in Eukaryota, Viridiplantae, Streptophyta, Magnoliopsida, Asparagales, Asparagaceae. Gene Ontology annotation, cellular component: membrane. The record is from RefSeq and is a predicted model, not a curated record. Gene Ontology annotation, biological process: transmembrane transport.